CGACAAACACUCGCAGAGUUAACAUCUCCGAGAAACCUCUGUAGAAAAACUAAAUAGCAAACUUCAAAAAUAUGGCCGUUGAAUGCUAUGACGGUGCAAUUUAUGUUAACAAGAUUCUCUCUGAAAGAAGAAAGGCAAAGAAGCCUUUGAUGGAAAAAAUGCGUAGAGCAAGAAUCAAUGACAGCUUGAAUGAAAUGAAGGGCUUGGUUCUAGAUCUCCUGCAUAAAGAUGCUUCUCGUUAUUCCAAAAUGGAGAAGGCUGAUGUUCUUGAGAUGACUGUGACUUAUCUUAAAGCUUUACAGCGAAAGGAUUGCCGCUCUGAAGAUCCUCAGUCACUAGCCGAGUACAGAGCAGGCUUCAAUCAGUGUGUGAGCGAAGUCAACAGAAGCACGACCUGUGGAGGAAGCGAGCAACUCAGGGAAAAACUCUUGUCACACUUGGCUUCAUGCUGCCAUAGCAACGCCACUAAUCAUGUCGCCACGAGCCACGCGUCAGGGAUUCCCGCCAUGACUCCGAGUUUUCCCGCCAUUGCGCCAAACAACGUCUGGGUUCCAUAUCCUUCACCACCGCCAUCUCCAACAAACCAAGCUGCAAUUUUUAUUCCUAUAACAAGUCCAGUGAAAACUGAAAUGCUAAGAAUAGCAUCUCCGGUCAGUCCAUCGGCGGUUCAAACACAGAAAAUCAGCCUCUCGCCCGCGUGUUCUCCAAGCGCCGCUACAAAGACACCGCUAUGGCGUCCUUGGUAACCAAUGAACUCUGAACUGUAUUUAAAAUACUAGAAAUAAGCGCUACAAAGAAGACGCUCACGCAAAUCCACGGCAGGAUUCCUGUCAUAAUUUAACGCACUGAGUGUGGUUUCGAUAUUUGCUUUUCUUCGCCGGCGUAAAUAAUUAUUGUAUAUAGCUUUUUUAAAGAUUAUUAUGAAUGACAGAGUGAAAGAGAUUAUUUGUAAAUUUUUAUGCAAAUUACUGCUUGGCAGUUUAUAAUA
Messenger RNA from Pocillopora verrucosa, 988 nucleotides. Its product is annotated as transcription factor HES-2-like. Lineage: Eukaryota; Metazoa; Cnidaria; Anthozoa; Scleractinia; Pocilloporidae. The record is from RefSeq and is a predicted model, not a curated record. Gene Ontology annotation, cellular component: nucleus. Gene Ontology annotation, molecular function: protein dimerization activity; DNA-binding transcription factor activity, RNA polymerase II-specific; RNA polymerase II cis-regulatory region sequence-specific DNA binding. Gene Ontology annotation, biological process: anterior/posterior pattern specification; regulation of neurogenesis; regulation of transcription by RNA polymerase II.